Messenger RNA from Manduca sexta (tobacco hornworm), 1183 nucleotides. Its product is annotated as leucine-rich repeat extensin-like protein 5. The coding region runs from base 34 to 978 and encodes 314 amino acids. The transcript is spliced from 3 exons. Lineage: Eukaryota; Metazoa; Arthropoda; Insecta; Lepidoptera; Sphingidae. The record is from RefSeq and is a predicted model, not a curated record.
GUAUUCGUUGCGGUUGGUAAGUAGUAAGCACACAUGGUCGCGACACUUCCAGCCAGCACCAGGUUCUGUGGCAUCAAGCGAGGUGCGCAGGCGCAACCACCACGCCGCCACUCUACAACCACUCGCCGAAGCGCACGCAACAUGGCUACCCGGCUACUCUCGCUGCGCAUGCUAGUGAUUCUAGUGGUGGGCGUGACGUGUGAGCCUGCACCAGGCAGGGUUCCCAAAGUAUACAACGCGCUCAUCACAUCAAACCAGAACUUGGAGCCAAGUAAAGCGUAUCCUGUUUACCAGCCAGUCCUUCACGAGACGUACGCCUUCCCACUGCAACCAGCUAUCUUCUAUGGAGGAGAAUUUCCGUUUGCGAAUAGUAUAAUUCCUGGCCCCACACCAGCACCUAAGGUUGCCCAGGCUUCUGAAGCAAGUCCAUCAUCUACGCCUGAAACUCCAACAGAAGUUGUAUCAUCAUCUACAGAAAUUGCACCUACCACUACCGCAGAGAUUAGCAGCCCAGAGCCAGAAGAAGGGAAAUCGACGCCUGCCACGCCCACUGCCCCAAAAACUCAAUCUCCCAUACCUCUCAACGAAUUCGGUCUGCCGCCACAAGUCAUACCGUUGGGUGGUUUAAACCCAGCUUAUGAUGGAUUCACCCAAGUCGGUCCCUUCUCAUAUACCUACCCUGGCUUCCGAUUCUAUGACCCUUACGAUCCGUUCAGCUUCCAGAGUUUAAGUCCAUAUGCAAGUUUCCCCCUAUACCGUCCUCUGACUAAUGUUUUGGGACCUAGCUUGCCUUUCUAUCCUGGAAAGGAGCCAGCGCCAAGCAGUCCUGUUCAACCUACAGAGAAGUCAGCACAGACUCCGCCCCCCGAGCCGAGUGAUCUCAACGUCCUCAACUAUUCCUCGAAGGACCCUGCCAUACCUGACGUGCCUCCGCCACCUUUGCCGCAGGGAGGUCUCAAGGAUGAUAAAUCUGAAUAGUCUAUAAUUUAUUUAGUUUCUUACUUUGGAUGUGUAACGAAUUUUAUAUACGUGUCUGCGACAUUACUUGGUUUAGCAUGACAUUGGGCCUGACAAAGUUCCUGGUUUACUAUAUUUAUUGUAUGGUUUAUACAAAAGCGUCUAAUUAUAUGUAUUUUUGUACGUUGUUACUAGGAAGUAUAAAAAUAUAAAUCCCAUUCUAUGC